AUGACCAGGUUCCAUCAUUUCUUUCGGAAUUUAUUACUACUGUCAAUUCCGAGUUUUUCGUUUCCACUCAUUCUCGAUUUUCUCAUCAACCCUCACCCAAUCAAACACAAAUCUUCAGUGGCAAAACCGUUAUUACUUUUCAACACUGAGUGCAGGAGCUCAAUUUUAAUGGUGGUGGUUAUGAAGUUGAGCGCGUGUGAAAACUUAGCUUCGUGGACCGUAGUCAAUUCGGUUUUGGAAGGUUUGUUAUUCGGUAAAUGGAAGGGUUUGGGUAUGAGAAUGGGUGAAUGA
Molecule: messenger RNA, 291 nt
Organism: Vicia faba (fava bean)
Lineage: Eukaryota; Viridiplantae; Streptophyta; Magnoliopsida; Fabales; Fabaceae
Source: the annotation of a GenBank genome assembly